Messenger RNA from Rangifer tarandus platyrhynchus (Svalbard reindeer), 1113 nucleotides. The record is from the annotation of a GenBank genome assembly. NCBI's taxonomy places the organism in Eukaryota, Metazoa, Chordata, Mammalia, Artiodactyla, Cervidae.
AUGUUGGGCAGAAGAGAGGUGCCCCUGCUCCCCGGGGGCCACACUGAGCAGGAGGGUGGCCUUAGGCUCACUUGCGCCCAGCGCCGGAGCUCCCAGCGGCUGCCAGCUGCGCCCGGACGGCGAGCCGGGCUAGGGGGCGCCCCCCGGAACUUGGGCCAAGGCUGUGCGCGGGGUCGGGGCGCCCCCCGGAGCUUCCGCCGAGAGAGGGGUGCACAGAACCCCCGUGCGCGGGGACUGCAUGCCCCGCGGAGUGGGACCCAGGAGCUCCCGGGCCGGAGGCGGUGUACGAGGAAGGAGGGCGCAGUGGGUUUCGAACCCCACCGGACCAUCGAGUGGGGCUUCUUUCCCCCGGGGCUCCUGCAGAAGCCCCAACAGACGCCACCCCCAGAAAUGUCCUGCACGCACGGUCACGCGUGUGUGAGGUGGCAUUUUCUAUCCUCUGGUUACCGGCAGAAAGGGGGGGACGGGGCCAGCGCGCGCAAGCUGUCCGGGGUCCCCUGGCUCCAGGCGCAGCCCCACCCGCCCGCGGGUAGCAGCGGGGCUCGGGGAGGAUUUGCGGCGGCGUCCGCGAGGCGCAGAGCGCACGCCUGCUCUCCAGAGCUUCGCCCAGCUGGGGCAGUGAGAAUUUGCCGACGGUGCCCGCACCUCGACUGGCCCCGCCCCGACCCCGGGACGCCCCGCCCCCUGGCCCUGCCAGCGCCGGCCCGUUGUCCGGGCCCCGCCCAGGGCCGCGCCCCUCGCGGAUGCCCCACUCACCGGCUCCGCGCCGCGGGCCUGCCCUCAGGCCCCCGCGGGCUCCGCGCCGCCGCCCGGAGGCUCGCGCCCUCCCAUCGCUCCGGGACCCGCCCGCCGCGUCCCCUGGGCAACAGUCUCCAGGGAGACCGGGCUCCGCCCCCGGCACCGACACCCGGUACGGAGCCCACCUGUGCGGGCGUCUGCGGGGUCCCAGUGCCCCCUGCUCACGCCCCACCCCGCCCAGCGCCGGGCUUUGUCCGCGAGGGGAGAUCCCGGCCCGGGGGUGCGGGGGCUGGGGAGGAGGGCGCGUUCCGGGGCGCACCCGACCCCGCUGCGGAGGCCGAGGCAGCGGGCCGCGCUCGCGUUGUGCUUCUCUGA